CGCUACCUUUUCUUUAAGCCUUCUCCUCUUGACUCUCCAAGGAGUGAUUGUGCUCACAAGCAUGGCCGUUGUGCAAGAAGAAAUUGAAUCUAAAUAUGACCGAAUUAUUGAGUUGAAAGCUUUUGAUGACUCGAAACUUGGUGUGAAGGGGCUUGUUGAUGCUGGGCUGGCAAAGAUCCCCCGGAUGUUUAUCCAUCCACAACAUAAUCUCUAUGAGAAAUCAGGCCCCAUUGACUCUCAUUCUAAUAUUCCAAUCAUAGACCUUGAAGGUGUCAAGAAUGAUGUGACUCUCCAUGCUAAAAUCAUCAACGAAGUUCAAAAAGCUUGUGAAAACUGGGGCAUCUUUCAGAUAGUCAAUCAUGGAAUUUCAGAAGGGAUUUUGGAGGAGAUGAUCGAAGGCAUACGUAGAUUUCAUGAGCAAGAUGCUGAAGUGAAGAAAGAGUAUUAUACUCGUGAUUUUACAAAAAAGGUGAUAUUUUUGUCAAAUUUUGAUCUAUUUCAGGCAUCAUCAGCCUCCUGGAGGGAUGCCCUUUUGAGUACCAUCACUCCUAAUCCCCCUGAUCCCAUACAACUGCCUUUAGUAUGCAGAGAUAUAGUGGUGGAAUACUCGAAGCAAGUAAAGCAUUUGGGGUAUACUCUGUUAGAAUUGCUAUCUGAGGCUCUUGGACUUGAACCAAAUCAUUUUAAAAACAUGGAAUUUGCUAAGCAGGGUUUCUUCUUGGCUCAGUACUAUCCUUCAUGUCCUGAACCCGAAUUGACGCUGGGCACCAAACGCCAUACUGAUCCUAACUUUCUUACUAUUGUUUUACAAGACCAAGUAGGUGGUCUCCAAAUUCUUCAUGAGAAUCACUGGAUGGAUGUUCCUCCCAUACCUGGGGCCCUAGUAAUAAACACCGGAGAUGUUCUGCAGAUUGUAACCAACGGCAGGUUUAAAAGUGUAGAACACAGAGUACUGGCACAGCAUGAAGGUCCAAGAAUUUCAGUGGCGUCCUUCUUCAACUCAUGUUUCCCACCAUCCUCAAAAGUUUACACACCGAUUAAGGAGUUGUUGUCUGAAGAGAAUCCUCCAAAUGAUAAAUAAAUCACAGUAGGAGAGAAUGGUACCUAGUUCAGAGCAAAAAGAGCUUGAUGAGAGUAUGGCGGCCCUGGUACAAUUCAAGCUCUUUGGCAAUAGAGAUGGAGAAGGGUCACCGUUAUGGAUGAGUAAGGUAGUGGAUGCUUUAUCGUAUUUGUGAAUGUUUGGUUGUCAUCUUAAAUGGCAACAUAGGUCGAAACUGGGUGUUUAAUAUCAUUUAUGCUGGCAUAUUCUGAAGCUUGAAACCUCUGCUGUUGUAGUUUUUAUGGGUGGAAGCCCCUUAUUAUUAUAGCCUAUUAUGUCGACACUUGAUCAGUUAUAUUGAAGUGUGAUAUUUUUUAGCUUGA
Molecule: messenger RNA, 1422 nt
Organism: Vitis vinifera (wine grape)
Lineage: Eukaryota; Viridiplantae; Streptophyta; Magnoliopsida; Vitales; Vitaceae
Product: 1-aminocyclopropane-1-carboxylate oxidase homolog 1
Exons: 3
Coding region: 62-1081 (339 amino acids)
Source: RefSeq, a predicted model, not a curated record